CACUUCUACUUUACCAGUACCUGAAAAGAGUUUUCGUCAGCUGAAUGAUAUAAGACAGCCUGAAGUAGUUGAAAAGAUUUUGAUUAGGCGUCAAAAGGGUAUUACUUCAGGUAUCAACCACUACUGUGAUCUUAGUCAUGUUUUUCCUCUCUGGGCCUCAGUUUUGAUAUUUGCAAGAGAUAAGAGUUGGAACAGAGUCAUCUUUCUGGCAGUUACCUUAGUAAUCUCAGGAGUCGGCAGUAUAUCUGUAUACCUGGUCACACCUCCAAACCCUGCAUCUGGACCAGGCAGUAUGGAAGGAAGCCUUUGCUGGGAAAGGAUGACCAGAACCCAACAUGGAAAGACCUUUCUUUCCCACCAUUUCCAUCAGUCACUCCCCCCACGGCUGGGAUGGGGCAUGAUCUUUACUCCUUUGAAACCAAGGAACAAGGAGGAAUGUGCCUCUGUCUCCAGUGUACCUCCAGUCUACCACUUUAGCCCACAUCGCUGUGUGCACCUCAAGAACCAAUAUCUGAAAAAGGCUGCUACAAACCUUACCUUCUCUGAGGAGGUGGUGUGGCAGCGAGGGCUUUCCAGCAUCCCUUUCAGCCAGUACAACUUUGACCAUCUCUAUAAUGCAGACCACAUCAUGCAGCCUACCCAGAUCAGGAGGGCCCAAUAUGAGAAACCUAUCAGCUUCAAGUUCUUGGGUUCGUCAGGUCCCUCAGCAAGGGUCACCUCCCAGGCUGUGAAGACAGAAAGCUCUGUUGAACGUAAGCAGCUGAAGGAAUCAAAGCCAGCAAGUGUAGUCCAGGAAAAACCUUGCCCUCUCAUCCCUCAUUCCUUCAGGGAUCCGGACGUGCUAGGUCUGUCACUUUCUCCAGAUGUGAACCUGGAAGUGAGGGAAGCCUGGCUUCCACCUCCUGAGAAGGAGGCCAGAGCCUGGGAAGCCAUCGUGCUGGAAAAGGUGAACAAGCGCACUGCCCGAUGGAUCCAGAGCAAGCGUCCCCUAAGGUCUCGGGUAUCCCCCAACAAGUGGCAGAGCUUUCUGCACCAGCAGUACGACUGGAGCCACAUCCGGGAUGAGCUUACUUCCACCAGUGACCUGGAGCUCUUGAAACAGCUGGAAGAAGAAGAAACAGCAGAAUUUGAGAAUCAAAGUGUUACCCUGCCAAUCCAGGAGAAAAAGAAGCCAGAGCUGCUGCUUCCUGUUUACUAUAGAUUGCCCAAUUACUUGCCUCAAGUGCAGACAGGUGAACCUAUGCCUGGCAACAAUAAGACUGCUGAGGGUAUCAAAGGAAAGAACAUCUGCCAGCCCCCGAACCAGAGGUACUUUCGACAGGUGAAUCCUCGAGCUGGAAAGUUUGCUUACUCCACAGACAACACCUUUGAACAGGAAAUAUACUUUGAUAAAGUCCAGGUCAUCCACCAGAUUGGUGCAAAGAGAGACCAUAUUUUCCUGGAAAACUUCAAUAGGUACAAGAAGCAGCUCUCCAAAGUUUUCCCUGAAACCCCAGAAAGGUGGACUUCCCAGCCAGUUCCUGAAGCACCCUGCAGGCCUGUGCAAGGAGUCCCGCGCUGGAUUGCUCUGCCCACCCCAGUCAAGGAUCUGCUGCUCCAGGUGGAUGAGGAGGAUGUGCCCAUUAAGACCAGGAGGCUGAAGAAGCAGGAAAAAUCCCAGGAGAAGGCUAUGACUUGGGAACUGGUGGUGCUGCAGCGGAUGCUGCAGGAAUGGAAGACUGCCUGGGCUCUGAUUACUGAGUGGCACCAUGAGACAGUAGAGGGCCUGCUACGGGGCUUGGGGGACAUGCAUGAUGACAUUCGGAUCCGAGCCAUCAUCACAUGUGCUACAGCUGCUUUAGAAAGGCCCCGGAUUGCCACCAGCCAAGGGGACUCAGACAAAGAGACCGUGAAGGCCCCAUCUAUCAAGGACUUGCCAGAGGUUCUACAGCCUGCCCUGGAAGCUGCUCUUUGUGAUAAAAAUGCCAAUGUGCGGAUGGCAGCAGCAGUAUGCCAAUAUGCCAUACAGUCACACAAUCCCCUUGCCCGGGACAUCAUGCAGACUGCCCUUUUAAAGGGUAACAGCGUGGACAGCUGGGCUGCAGCUCAGUGCCUGGCUCUGGAAGGUGCUGCCACAUACCCCGUGAUUAAGAGGAUCCUCCAGCAGCUGUUUAACAAGAAGAAUGAGGACACUGAGCAUCAGUCUUAUAUGCUCCUGAGCCAUCUCAGUGGGGAGACAACCCUGAUACACACCAUGCUUGCUGUGGAGCUGAACAGCCACCAGUGGAAGGACCGGAUUGUGGCCUGCCAGGCUCUUGGGCGGAUCAGUGGAAAUGUCAGUUUGGAUAUGAAACAUAAGUUGAUCCAGCUGAUGCUGAGUGACUGGAAUAAGGAAGUGAGACGUGCAGCGGCCCGAGCUCUGGGGCAAAUGAGCCUUGGGAAAGAGGUGCACGACACAAUCAGAGUCAAGCUGAGUCAAGGAAAUAUCCAGGAGCGUGUGGAAGCUCUCUCCCUUAUUGGUGGGCUCAAGCUCAUGACCGCCAAGCUUCUCCCAAGUUUCCUGAAUUGCUUCUCUGAUGACUUCAUGGUAGUUCGGCGGGCAGCCUGUUUGGCAGCAGGUGCCCUGCAGAUCCGUGAUAAGAUGGUCCUUGAAUGCCUUUUGAACCUGAUAGAGAGAGAUCCUUACUGGAAAAUCAAGGCCUUUGCCAUUCAAGCUUUGGGUCAGAUUGGCCAAGUGAGUCCCCAGCUGACAGACCUCCUGCUCUGGGCCAUCCACUAUGAAGAGUCACCAGGUGUACGACUAGAAGCUUGCCGUAGCAUCCUAGCCCUCAACCUCCAAGGGGACCGGGUCAGGGACACCUUCCUAGAUGUGCUGCUCCUAGAGAACCAUGAGGCUGUUCUAAAGGAAAUUCACCAGGCCAUGAAGAUACUCAACUUAGAAAACGAAGGAAACCAAGAAAUGUUUCAGGAGAUCAAGAACAGGAUUCAAACACUAAGCCAAAAGGAUUUGCUGACACAGAAAAUAUUCAGGAUGGAGAGGGCCAUAGGAAAAAUGAAGGAGGAAGCAAAACGUGUCUACUGGCAGCCCAAGGAAGGGCAUAAACCAUUGAAACUCCAUACUUUUCUACAACAAACUUUUCAGGAUGAAGUGGUGAUUCCUGGAAAACCAUCUGAAAUUUGUGACAUUAAAGCAAUCAUAAAGCCUGUCAGGCCCCGCACACCAAAUCCGUGGUCACAGAGUCCAGUCCUGGGCCUAAACACAAGAAGCAGAGGUCAGCCAUCACCUGUGAAAGAUCUACGCACUGCCCGGGAAAAAAGGAUCGUGAUGGGACCGUUUGGAUCUGACAGUCCAGAUCUCUAGCUGGUGACACUGUUAUCACCAGAAAUAUAAAAAGCAAUAAUUUCCACCAUGAAUGCCUCAGAGCUAUGGAACACAGGGAAAAAAGGACUUUGGGGGAGUAUCAGCUAACCACAAAACAAAAUCUUUCCUUUCCCUGAUUCAUGUAACCCAUGUUUUUAUUUAUUCAUUUAUACAUUCCCUCCAAGUGAAAUACUGAUUCAAAAAGUAUCAUCAUGGAUAUCAAAGUUAUUUCCACUUCUAUCAAACCCGAGGAUUCUGGAAUCUGGCUACCAUGAGGCAUUUGAGACAAUAAAUAAUUCUGUACAAGUA
Messenger RNA from Neofelis nebulosa (Clouded leopard), 3649 nucleotides. It is a transcript of the gene HEATR4, whose product is annotated as HEAT repeat containing 4. The record is from RefSeq and is a predicted model, not a curated record. The coding region runs from base 293 to 3340 and encodes 1015 amino acids. The transcript has 18 exons. Lineage: Eukaryota; Metazoa; Chordata; Mammalia; Carnivora; Felidae. Gene Ontology annotation, molecular function: oxidoreductase activity.